Sphaerulina musiva SO2202 is the source of this 840-nucleotide messenger RNA. RefSeq lists its product as uncharacterized. The transcript has 4 exons. The coding region runs from base 14 to 832 and encodes 272 amino acids. NCBI's taxonomy places the organism in Eukaryota, Fungi, Ascomycota, Dothideomycetes, Mycosphaerellales, Mycosphaerellaceae. The record is from RefSeq and is a predicted model, not a curated record.
CACGAAAGGGACCAUGCAGUCACCAUUGUUCAUCGUGGCCUUUAUUGGCAUAUUGAUGUGCAGAUACAUCUAUGUUCACGCACAAACAGACGACGGCAGCGAUGACAACAGUUGGCUGGAUUAUGGUUCCUUUUGUCAAUGCAUAACACUUCAUGCCCACGACCACUUUCAUCCACAAGAUAAUGUCACGGCCAAAGUCUGCAACGAUAUCAAUGGGACUACGAACGAUUGGCCAGCUGACAAGAACAGCAUAAGUUUUUUGAAGCAUUGUGAUUUCGACUUCGACGACGCCGAAGCAGCAGUUACAACCUUCGCCGAAAGCUGCCGAACCGCAGACCAAGAAUAUUUCCACCUCAACGUCACGGGUGCGCAAUGCUGUCCCAAAGGCGAUGGUGCGUGCCAAGGUGACAAUACGCCUCCUCCAGAGGAAAUUCCUCCCCCGACAAACAAGACCGAGAAGCGUCAAGACGAAGACUAUUUCGUCGAUAAGACUGCUUUUUGUCAGUGUUCGCAGGCUUUUCCCAAUGAGACGUUUUAUGCCGUAAAAGUCAAUACGUAUGAAGUCUGUGAUUGGUAUAAUCAGACGGGAGGAGCUAUUGAUGUUCCGAAAUAUACGACGGAAAGUGAAGGGACUAUUGCUCAUUGCCAAUUCCCCGACGCCGAAAAAUCCAUCGACCAAUUCUCCCAAGACUGCAGAAACGUCGACAAGUAUCUCUUUCAAGGCGUCACUGGUGCCCAGUGUUGUCCCAAAGGCGAUGGAGCGUGCGUGGCGAAUAAUACGGGAAUUGAUGAUACGACGUCGACGCCGAUGAAGAAGUAUAUGUUUUUAUAAAUAAGGGG